AUGUUGCCUAACCCAACUCAAUACUGGUCCAAAAUGAAAAGCGACAGGCUUCUGCAUUUGGGGCUUUCUGGAGAUUCCGCACAGAGGCCCCAUGAAGCGGUUCGCACCCUAUACGAACGAGAUAUUGCUGCAUUGUCGAACGUCCUCUCAUCGCUCAAGGCCGCGAGGAACGCUCAUAUUCCGAUCCACGAGCUACCGGAUGAAGUGCUCCUCGAAAUAUUUGUAGUGGCCGAGAUCCGUUCCAUGGAAUCCUCUGCGGCUGUUACUAGUGCCUACACUAGCACGUCGGCUUCUCGAAGACUAUCGAUGGCCAUGAUCUGCAGUCAUGUCUGUACUCGCUGGCGCACAUUGGCGCUCACCAGCAAAUCGCUAUGGAGGGUCAUUGACUUCGCCUCAACCAAACCUGCAUGGGUAUCAGAAGCACUCCGGAGAUCUACCCCUGCGGGCCUUAUGAUUCGCGUCGUCCCUUCUGAGCCGCACACCCUCAAUUUCAACGAGCUCAUCUCUAUCAUUAAACCACACUCUCAUCGCAUCAUCGAUCUGGAGUUACAACUCACAUCUGCUCAAGCGAUCUCAAUCAGAGAGAGCUUUCCCGUUUGGGCGGCCCUUGGAGCCAUACAACGGCUUACAAUCCAUAGCCAUAAAGAUAUGGCGCGCGAUGGCUUCUUUGGGCAACCUCCCCUUGCAUCAUGGCUCUAUGGAUUGAUCCCUUCACUUCGAGAGGCAUAUCUUCCUAUCUCGAUGUUUACCGGAAGAAGCAGGAUGCUACAGACCAUCCUACCUGAUGAACUGACAUCCUUGCAUCUAACCAACGACAAUCAACACUCGUGCCCUCCGGAAGCUACCGUCUCCCUACUCCUUGAUCUCCUCACUUUCCUCCGACGUUCAACGAAGCUGAAAACGUUGACCUUGAGCAAUGCUCUGCCGCUUGGACGCAGACCCCUUCUUAUGCCGGGGCCGAGUCCCGUUCGGCUCGGCAGUCUUGAGCAACUGGAGGUCGUAGAGAAAGGCGAUUCAUGUGCUCGCGUACUGGAUCUCAUACGAUACUCCAACGAGUGCAGUGUCAGAUUAGUAACUGACGGAGACCAGGACUUUCGACAAGUGCCGCGUGUAUUGCCCCUCGCCCUGGCCGGCAGCGUGCCUGUGUGGUUGUGCGUAGAGCUGUCGACAGAGUCGCGGCCCACACAGCGGCCUUCGAGCGAUCCGGCGAGGCUUGUGCUUGCGCAUGUCAAAACAUCGCCUUCACCGCAGCAAUACUCGAGGGAAGUCGUACCCUCGCAUCACCUGACAUUCCGCUGGACACGCGAUUGGGGACCACAAUCUGCGCUAUGCCGGUCCCUGCUCGAAGCGGUACCGCUCACUGCUGUCACGCAUUUGGUGCUGAAAGGGCCCAUACAACUAUCUGCCCCGGACUGGUUCGACGUCUUGACCAAGGCGUCAGCCGUCGAGAAGCUCGUCAUACACAGCGUCAAAUCCGGAGGGUACAAUCUCUGCGUCGCGCUUGGGUUUUCCGUCACAGCGAGCACGCCGGAGCUGAAUCCUGGCGGCGCACUGCUUCCAUUGCUCGCACACCUCGAGCUUCGGGAUUGCGAUCUUGGUGUGGCUUUUCGCGUACAUGCCCCGGAGCACGGGAUGUUCAUGGAGACGAAUGAGUUUAUUCCCCUCGGCGAGCAUAUCCUGCACGCCCUGCAGGCGCGCGUUGAACUCGGAGCAGUUCCGCGCGAGCUUGUGCUCACGAAUUGCUCCAGGAUAGAGCAGUCUUGGAUAGAGGAGCUGAAGGUCAUAGUGCCAGAGGAGACGCGGGAGUGGAACUUCGCCGCAUGGUUAGGGGAAGCAAACACGAGUUGA
Messenger RNA from Peniophora sp. CBMAI 1063, 1848 nucleotides. The record is from the annotation of a GenBank genome assembly. NCBI's taxonomy places the organism in Eukaryota, Fungi, Basidiomycota, Agaricomycetes, Russulales, Peniophoraceae.